CUAUCUCCACGAGCCUCUUUCAACGUCGAGCGUUCCCGUGCGCCUGUUGGUCUCGUUUGACGCAUAAAUUCGUGAAUUUCACAAAAUGGGUGAAACUUUACAACUCCGAGGCACCCUUCUUGGGCAUAAUGGCUGGGUCACGCAGAUUGCUACAAACCCCAAGUACCCGGAUACUAUUUUGUCUGCUAGUCGUGACAAGACGCUUAUCGUAUGGAAGCUGACUCGUGAUGAGACUCAGUACGGUGUACCACUGAAACGUCUCUAUGGCCACAGCCACUUCAUUUCCGAUGUUGUGCUCUCAUCUGAUGGCAACUAUGCCUUGUCUGGCUCCUGGGACAAAACCCUUCGCCUAUGGGAUCUUGCCGCUGGCAAAACGACUCGCCGUUUUGAGGAUCACACCAAGGACGUUUUGAGCGUUGCCUUCUCCGUGGACAACCGUCAGAUUGUCUCUGGUUCACGCGACAAAACAAUCAAGCUGUGGAACACCCUUGCCGAGUGCAAGUACACCAUUCAAGAUGAUGGCCACUCUGACUGGGUGUCAUGCGUGCGUUUCUCACCAAACCACUCAAACCCAAUCAUUGUCUCGGCCGGUUGGGAUCGCAUGGUUAAGGUGUGGAAUCUGACCAACUGCCGUCUAAAGAUCAACCAUUCUGGUCACACUGGCUACUUGAAUACUGUGACUGUCAGUCCUGACGGUUCGCUGUGUGCCAGCGGUGGCAAGGACUGCAAGGCGAUGCUUUGGGACCUCAAUGAUGGAAAGCAUCUGCACACCCUCGACCAUAACGAUAUCAUCUCUGCGCUUUGCUUCUCGCCCAAUAGAUAUUGGCUGUGCGCCGCAUUUGGCCCCUCUAUCAAAAUCUGGGAUCUGGAGAGCAAGGAAAUGGUCGAGGAGCUGCGUCCGGAAGUGGUGUCACAGACAAGCAAGGCUGAGCCGCCACAAUGUCUGUCGCUGGCAUGGUCCACCGACGGCCAAACCCUCUUUGCCGGCUACUCUGAUAACACUAUCAGGGUAUGGCAAGUGAGCAUUCCUUCGGCGCGAUAGAUUGAUUCAGUGAAUCUGCGUGCCGUCGUUGCGUUGUAUUUAGACGUUAAGUAAAUACAUAAAAUAAAUUGCUAA
Molecule: messenger RNA, 1117 nt
Organism: Dalotia coriaria
Lineage: Eukaryota; Metazoa; Arthropoda; Insecta; Coleoptera; Staphylinidae
Gene: Rack1
Product: Receptor of activated protein kinase C 1
Exons: 4
Coding region: 86-1042 (318 amino acids)
Biological process (GO): rescue of stalled cytosolic ribosome; positive regulation of protein phosphorylation
Cellular component (GO): nucleus; cytosol
Molecular function (GO): ribosome binding; translation regulator activity; protein kinase C binding
Source: RefSeq, a predicted model, not a curated record